GAAAGAGGAACACACACACACGCACACAUAUAUAUUCAGACACACAUACCAGAGAGGAAGCUAGUCCAGUUCCAGUCCCACAGCCGGAGUGGAGGGAAACCUAACCAGCAUUCGAACUCCGGAUUGACACCUGGUUUCUCGUUCCACCGGAGGGGGUUUUGUUUUUGUUGCAGAAAGGAGCCAGUUCCUGGGAUUUCUACCCCUGCGUUUAUUUGGGAAUCUGCCGCUGGGAGCCGGGCACAGGGACAGGAGCAAAGCGAUCUUUGGGACAGUGUUAGACCCGGCGAUGGCAGCUUUCCCCAGCAUUGGCACUGCGCUCUUUCUGCUGUUAGUUCCCCAGGUUUCUGCUAGCGGUACAUUCGAGUUGAGGAUCGGACAAUUUGAGAACUCUGGCGCUCUGUUAGCUGCUGGGAACCGCUGUGUGCCUGAGUGUCGAACCUUCUUUCGGGUGUGUCUGAAACAUUUCCAGAAGGUGGUGUCCCCGGAGCCGUGCACCUAUGGCAAUGUGCUGACCCCGCUGCUGGGCACAAACUCGUUCACUGUGCCGGACAGCCAGGCUCCGCUCAGAAUCAACUUCACCUUCAAAUGGCCGGGAACUUUCUCUCUGAUCAUUGAAGCCUGGAAUUCUGCCUCGAAUCUGCCGAGUCCCAAUGUGACCAGCCCUGAGACAUUGAUCAGUCGCUUUGCCAUCCAGAGGCACCAGUCAGUGGGCACAGCCUGGGCCCAGGAUUCCCUGCAAGGGGAGCACACUCAGUUGCACUACUCAUACCGGGUGGUAUGCAGCCAACACUACUACGGAGAGGGAUGCUCUGACUACUGCCGGCCCCGGAACGACACCUUCGGGCACUACACCUGCGGCAAGGAGGGGCAGAGGCACUGCCUGCCGGGCUGGCAGAAUGAAUACUGCUCACAACCGAUUUGCCAGGCUGGAUGCAGCUUGGAUCAUGGCUACUGUGACCAACCAGGCGAGUGCAAGUGCCACUACGGAUGGCAGGGCCCGUUGUGUGAUCAUUGCAUGCACUAUCCCGGUUGUCUACAUGGAACCUGCCAACAGCCCUUUCAGUGUACCUGCAAGGAAGGCUGGGGCGGUCUCUUCUGUAAUCAGGACCUCAACUACUGCACUCACAACAGACCGUGCCUGAACAACGCCACCUGUACCAACACCGGGCAGGGCAGCUAUACCUGUACCUGCCAGCCCGGGUACACCGGUACCAACUGUCAAUCGGCCCUUCGCCAAUGUGACAGCAGCCCCUGCCGCAACGGGGGUACCUGCACGGAACUGGAAGACUCAUACAGGUGCUCCUGCCUCCCCGGCUUCUUUGGAGAACACUGCGAGGACAGCACCCUCACCUGCGCUGACUCACCCUGUUUCAAUGGUGGGUCCUGCAUCGAGAGAUCACAGGGCACUCCCUACAGCUGUAUCUGCCCACUGGGCUUCACCGGCUUAAACUGUGAGCAGAAAGUGGGCUGGUGCACCAGGAACCUGUGUGCAAAUGGAGGCCAAUGCUUAGAUCUGGGGCUGUCGAGAAUGUGCCGUUGUCAGGCCGGCUUUGCUGGGCAAAGGUGUGAGAUCAACGUGAAUGACUGCGCCAGGAGCCCAUGUGCCAACGGGGCCACCUGCAUCGACCAGAUCAACAACUACACGUGUACGUGCGCCGCUGGCUUCUCAGGCCGGGACUGCGACCAACCGUUGGGGAGCGAGUGUGACUCCAGGCCGUGCCACAAUGGCGGGAAAUGCCACGCUGGCGUGCACGGUCAAAGCUUUGUGUGUCAGUGCCCCGUCAACUUCAUGGGGUCCCUUUGUGAGAUUCCUGUGUUUUCCAUCCCGUUGCAGAAACGCCAGCAGCCCCCGAGCCCCUUCCCCUGGGUCGCCGUGUCUCUGGCCUUCGGGCUGAUGGCUUUCGUCAUGCUGCUGUGUGUCCUAGCUAUUGCCCUGAGGCAUGUGCAGAGGCCCAGCGGAAGGCAGCACCACGACACAGAGACGAUGAACAACCUGACUGAGUCCCAGAGGGACAAUCUGAUCGUGGAAUCACAGCUCAAGUUGACCAACAAGAAGGUUGACCUGGAUUCAGACUGCAUCGUGGAGAAAACCAAUUACAAAGACAGGAACUUUGCCCUGGAUUGGAAUUUAGCUGCAGGCCUCAAGCCUGAUCUGACUCAAGACCUGAAAUGCCAUAAAAACCACAACCACAGAAGAGAGGAAAGUUUGCCCCUCAGAAACCCGUGCCAUCAAAAGCCUGACGGCAGAAUAUCCACGGUAUCGAGUGCCCGGGGCCUGAUGUACCAACCCGUGUACUGCCCUAGUGAGGGCAGGGUGCACGAUAUUGUCACUGAGGUUUAAUUGCUUGAAGCGGAAGAGCUGAGAGUCUGUCGGGACCCUCCCACCCUGUCUGUUCACCCAAAGUGGAAUUUGCCGUCUUAUUUAUUCGCCACUGGCUACCGGGAUCCCCCCCCAGGAGCUGAGGAGUGGAGCCUGUGUGUUGUCCGUGAGGGGUUGGCGUUCUGCCUCUCGGAUUCUCUGCGCGGCCUGGCGACAAACUUCACCAACCCUUCGGCCCAACGGGCGGCUGCUAGUGGGAGAAAGAGAGAGAGAGAGCGGGAGAUUUACUGGGAGGCCGCUGUCGCAGACAGAAUGAAGCUCCCGAGGAUGCACCCAAGGCUGAGGGGUGCUACAUGAAUUCACACCGCUGUUCGCACUGCAGAUGCUGCUGUAUUUGUGAAGACAGACAGACAGACAGACUCGGGAACCUGAUGCACGGUCCGGCCUCUAUUUAUUAUGUCAGAACAGGGGUGGUGGGUGAAUUUUUUUUUACCAGGACCGCCCUUAACUCUGAGGUACCCACCCACUCGCUCACUCACAUCAACUGCGAUAGGUUGGGACCUGGAUUGGAGAAAAGCCCCAGGCAGGGGCAUUUUGGACCGAGCCAGGAUCACAGAUCUACUCCCUUGACCCAGGGGCUCAAUUAACAUCUUCGCUUCAAGCAGACAGACAGACAGCAGGGUCUCAAAUACAGAUUAGCCCCAUGAUGGUCCCUUAAACGCAUUGAUAAUGUUAUUUUUGUUAAGGUUAGGUAUUUCAUAAUUAAUUUAAAUGUGAAGCACUGAACUUUAUACUUUUAUAUAAUUAUUUUGUAUAUAAUGUAUAUUUAUAAAUGUCUUCACAUGUAAAUACACUUAUCACUUUCACCCAUGGUUUUAACUUCUUGGCAAAGUUUGAAUUUAUUUUUUUGUCUAAUGAAAUCAUUUCCUGCUCCA
Molecule: messenger RNA, 3255 nt
Organism: Rhincodon typus (whale shark)
Lineage: Eukaryota; Metazoa; Chordata; Chondrichthyes; Orectolobiformes; Rhincodontidae
Product: delta-like protein 4
Exons: 11
Coding region: 287-2341 (684 amino acids)
Biological process (GO): heterophilic cell-cell adhesion; Notch signaling pathway; cell communication
Cellular component (GO): protein-containing complex; plasma membrane
Molecular function (GO): calcium ion binding
Source: RefSeq, a predicted model, not a curated record